Molecule: messenger RNA, 6886 nt
Organism: Lampris incognitus (smalleye Pacific opah)
Lineage: Eukaryota; Metazoa; Chordata; Actinopteri; Lampriformes; Lampridae
Product: PH domain leucine-rich repeat-containing protein phosphatase 1-like
Molecular function (GO): protein binding
Source: RefSeq, a predicted model, not a curated record
GAUACCGCCCAGUCGGCGGACAUUGACUGUGUCGUGCACGUAACUUGGGCUUCUAAAUGUAGAUGUCGGGCGUUAAACGAAGUGCGCACCCUUAGUUAGUGUAGGCUACUUCUCAUUUGCAAAAAAAAAACAAAAAAAAAACAAAAAAAAUUUAAAAAAAGGAGGCGAAAGAAAUGGAAAGUGCGCAGGCUGUCACCGAGGAUGGCGUGUCGGACGACAGCCCGAGCAAGUUGGAGAAGCCCGGCGGACUGUCCGCCGCCCAGCAGACCCCGGCGGCUGAUGGCGCCGGACAUCUGGUAGCCUGUCGUCCGGACGCUGGCGACGGGAAUAGCCUCGCCGCCGCCGCCGCCUCCGCCUCGACCGGGGGCUCGACUGCCUCGAGCAAGAGUGUCGGCGCCGCGUCGUCUCACGGCCGGAGCUUCCCCGGCAACUCCAACUCGCUGCUGCUGCGGCGGCGGCGGCUGAAGAGGAACCUCUCCGCCGCGGCUGCAACCGCUGCCCCCUCCGCUGUAAAGAUGAACUCGGCCCUGUCCUCCGUGGCCUCGCACACGCGGAGUUUGGACCGGAAAACGCUGCUGAGGCACCGGCAGAACAUGCAACUGCAGCCCUCGGACAGAGAGUGGGUGCGGGCUGACCUGCACCGGGGCUCCGUACACGUCCACGACAGACUCACGCCCUCGUAUCCGAGGCCGGUGCUCUGCACGAUGGACACCACAGCCGGCGAGGUGGCGCUCCGUCUGAGUAAACUCUGCAGCAAGUCGGCCUCGGUUUUGCGCAUAUUUUGCAAAGACAGCCCUGGCACGGACCAAAAUGGCAACUGCAAAGUCGGUUGUGAAUUCAGUGAGAGCCAAUGCAAAGUCAACGAAGAUGGAACUAUCCAGUGCAACCAUUUGAGCUCACUGGACUCCACAGAAUUCAGGGACGGCCUGUCGGGUCAGCCAAGUGACAGGUUGAGACUGCUGCUCAUGAAUAAUGCAGACGACAGACAGAAGCAACAGGAAAUGGAUGCAAAACGUUUCUCCCCGGACUCGCAAGAUCACGUGAUUUGUUCAUUGUCAGAUUUUAACUCUAAUUCGAACGUGGACACCCCCAACGACGAGGACUCGGAGCAGAGGAAUUGCGUUGACAGCUAUGGGCUAAACUCGGGCUCGGAUGUGGAGAGCAGCGCGUUCGACGACCUCAGCUCCGGGGCACAGCUCAGUGAGCACCGAGAUUCCCUCAGCGAUGACAUGAUCCUGGGCACAGAGGCCUCCAUCCUCAGCCCCACGUUUGACAGUGCCACUGAAGGCCUCGACACUUACGGCAGCUCCUCAGACGAGCUGGAGCUUGACGGUCCCAUGCCAAGCACGAGCGGCGAUCCAAUCCCCCAGCACCAUUUGAACGGCAUCUCCAAUGCCUCUGCGAGCUAUGAGCACCACACUAGCGGACAUAUGAAUGACAUGACAAACAACUCGGGGCCGGACAGCAGACUCAAGCCUCACAGUCUGGGCAGCCUGCCACAGAGCAGUAGUGCAAGCUCUUUGUCGAGAGCCUGUUCUACAGGUAAUACACCUGAUAUCCAAGACCCCAACAAUUGCCUAAGUGUCUUAAAAUCAGAGUCCCCUGCAGACCAGAAUGGAGAUACGUGUGACUCCAGCCCCAUGCUUUACGUCCAGCUGCAUGGCGAAGCUGUCAGGAGGCUUCGGCCGGACGAGAGGCCUCUCCAGAUCCAGAGUGACUUUCUCUUUAAGCUUGGAUUUAAGAAUCCGUGGCGAGUUCAAGAGGAAGGGAUGAAUACAGAAAUUGGCUCCCUGUUGCGUUUUUAUGCAGGGAAGCCACACAGCAUCGAAAGCUCAGAGCGAAUCCAACUGUCGGGUACAUAUAACGUUCGCAAAGGGAAGCUCCAGCUACCUGUCAACCGCUGGACCAGACGGCAGGUCAUUCUGUGUGGCACCUGCCUUAUUGUCUCCUCGGUCAAGGAGAGCCAGACUGGCAAGAUGCACAUCCUGCCACUUAUUGGAGGAAAGGUGGAGGAGGUGAAGAAGCACAACCACUGCCUGGCGUUCAGCUCGGCGGGGCCUCAGAGUCAAACCUACUACGUCAGCUUCGACAGCUUCACGGAGCACCUGCGCUGGCACAGACACGCUGCCAAGAUGGUGUCCCAGAGGAUCAACUCAGUGGACCUGUCCUGCUGUAGCCUGGAGCAACUUCCUCCAAACCUGUUCUACAGCCAGGACCUCACCCACCUCAACCUCAAACACAACUUCCUGCCUGCAGACCAAAGGCUGCAGCAGCUGCAGAGGUUCUCUCGUCUACGUAGCCUCAUGUCCAAUAACCACCUGGGCCAGUUCCCAAUGGUGAUUUGUGAUAUCUCCACCCUGACGGAGGUCAACCUCAGCUGUAACUACCUGGCCUCCAUCCCCAGCUCUGUUGGAGGCAUGACCAAUUUGCAGACGUUCCUGCUGGAUGGCAACCGCCUGGAUAACCUGCCAAGCGAGCUGGGCGCCCUCCAGAGGCUAAGCUACCUGGGCCUCUCCUUCAACCAGUUCACCCACGUGCCCCAGGUGCUGGAGAGGCUGGCCUCCAUGGAGAAGCUGUGCAUGGCCGGCAACAGCCUGGACACGCUCACCCUGCAGAACUUCCGGCUGCUCCGCGUCAGACACAUAGAUCUGCGGUUGAACAAGAUCUCCAGUGUGGUGCCGGACGAGCCGGACCUGCUGAGACACGUGACCCAGCUGGACGUCAGGGACAACCGGCUGGAGGAGCUGGACGCCUCCCUCUUCCCCCGGCUGGAGGUGCUUCACUGCGAGCGGAACAGCAUCUCCAGCCUCAAGGCCAAGGGCUGCCUGCUCAAAGGCAUCUACGCCUCCAACAACGUGCUGCAGCAGCUGAUUGUGAGUCCUGUACCAUCCAAUCUGAGCUACAUGGACAUCUCCAGGAACUGUAUGGAGUCCCUGCCCGACUGGCUGUGUGAGAGUAAGAAGCUGGAGGUUCUGGAUGUUAGUCACAAUCUCAUCACCGAGCUUCCGGCACGGUUGCUAUGCAGCAACAGUCUGAGGAAGCUGAGCGCAGGGCACAACCAGUUGCAGAGGCUGCCUGAACGGGUGGAGCGCCCUCUGCUGGAGAUCAUAGACGUACAACACAAUCAGCUGGCGGAGCUGCCCUGCAACCUAUUCCUCAAGGCUGACAGUUUGAGGUGCCUGAAUGCGUCAGCCAAUAAACUGGAACACUUGCCGCCAUCCAGCCUAUCAGAGGAGAGCCACAGCAUUCUGCAGGAACUGUACUUAACCAACAACCGGCUGACAGAUAAGUGUGUACCCUUACUCACGGGACACACACACCUCCGGGUGCUGCACAUGGCCUACAACCACCUGCAGACCUUCCCAGCCAGUAAAAUGGCCAAGCUGGAGGAGCUGGAGGAGGUGGACCUGAGCGGCAACAUGCUGAAGACUGUGCCCACCACCAUCAUCAACUGCAGACGCAUGCACACGCUCAUCGCCCACUCCAACACCAUCGAAGUCUUCCCUGAGGUCAUGCAACUGAUGGAGAUGAAGUGUGUGGAUCUGAGCUGUAACGAGCUGAGUGAGAUCACCCUGCCAGAGAACCUGCCCCCGAAGCUUCAAGAGCUGGACCUGACUGGCAACCCUCGUCUUAACCUGGACCACAAGACCCUGGAGCAGCUCAAUAACAUUCGCUGUUUCCGUAUUGAUCCACCGCCAACCUUUACAUCGAAUGAGGUGUCGGGCGGGCCUGCUGUGUGGAGUCAUGGUUACACAGAGGCCUCUGGUGUCAAGAACAAACUGUGCGUCGCAGCGCUGUCUGUUAACAGUUUCUGCGGUAGCCGGGAGGCUCUCUAUGGUGUCUUCGACGGGGAUAGGAAUGUGGAGGUGCCCUACCUUCUGCAGUGCACCAUGAUUGACGUGUUGGCUGAAGAACUGCACAAGACGAAGAGCGAAGAGGACUACAUGACUAACACCUUCCUCGUCAUGCAGAGGAAACUUGGAACCGCGGGGCAGAAGCUGGGUGGCUCAGCGGCGCUGUGUCACAUCCGCCAUGACCCCACGGACCCCAGUGGCUGCUUCACCCUAACGGCUGCCAACGUGGGCAAGUGCCAGGCCAUUCUGUGCCGCGACGGCAAGCCGAUGUCCCUGUCGCUGCUACACAACGUGGGGCUGGAGGAGGAGUACCGUAGGAUCAGGCAGCACAACGCCAUCAUCACUGAGGACAACAAGGUGAAUGGCGUGACCGACUCUACACGGAUUAUGGGCUACUCCUUCCUCUACCCGUCAGUUAUCCCUCGUCCCUAUGUGCACACAGUCACUCUCACCCCGCAGGAUGAGUUCUUUAUCCUGGGUAGCAGGGGCUUAUGGGACGCCGUGUCCCCCACCGAGGCUGUGGAGGCUGUCCGAAACGUCCCCGAUGGCCUGGCCGCUGCCAAGAAGCUGUGCACCCUGGCGCAGGGCUACGGCUAUACCGACAGCCUCAGCGCUGUGGUGGUGCAGCUCAGCGUGAGCGAAGACUGCUGCUCCUGCUGUUGCUCCGAUGCUCCACAGCCACCCCCCAGCCCGGGCCUGGGCUCCUAUCCGCCCUCGGCCUCCGCCAUCAAGGAGCGACCCCUGGGAGCGCCGGACGGUUCCCUCCCCGUGCCCCCGUCCUCCUGCAGUGAGAUCAGCAGUGAGAUCAGCACCAGCGAGAUGAGCAGCGAGGUGGGCUCCACAGCCUCGUCCGAUGAGCCGCCGCAGAGCUCCCUGGUGUUGCUGCACGAGCAGCCCCACCACCCUCACCUGCACCUGCACCAGCCUGCACACUCGCUCUCCCUCCUGCAGCAGCAGGCCCAAGCAACCACCCAGCCCUGCCAGUAUCCUCCAUAUCCAGGCUCCGAGCUGCUCUCCACCCGCAACUGCUGCGCACUCCACCCGGCAUGCCUGGCGGGCUCCUUCCAAAGGCAGCUGUCCAGCGCCACAUUCUCCAGCGCGCUAUCCGACAAUGGGCUGGACAGCGAGGACGAGGAGCCCAUCGCGGGGGUUUUCUCCAAUGGGAGUCGAGUGGAGGUGGAGGCCGACAUCCACUGCCUGAAGACCGAGUCCUCCACCUCCUCAGCACCGGAAAUAUCCUCCACUGGCCAGGAGUGCACCUUGCUGCCUCCCCCGCCGCCACCUCCCCCCCCCUGCACCCUGGAGCCCCUGGAGGAGGGGGGCGGCGACAUGAGCCUAGGGGAGGCUGAAAACGGACCAGAGAGGGAGGAGUCAUGGCAGGGAGGUGGAGCAGCGGGUGGGGACGCAGGAAAGACGACGGGGAAGAGGAGGGGCAACGGGUCGGUGGCACCGCAGGAAAAGAGUCACAACCUUAUCGAGGUGGCCGCGGACGCACCGUGCAAGAAGCCCGGGGGUUACUUCACCGCUCCGGCCCAGCCCGACCCGGACGACCAGUUCAUCAUCCCCCCCGAGCUAGAGGAGGAAGUGAAGGAGAUCAUGAAGCAGCACCAGCAGAAGCAGCAGAAGCCAAGCGGGGGCGAGCAGCCCACGGACUACUAUGACACCCCUCUCUGAACCCACCUCACCCACCAACUACAUCCACAACCCCCCCCCCCCCCCCCAGGUGCGGCGGCCCGCGCAGACCACUACCACGACGUCGCCACUCCGAUUUUGCACCACAUGGACACCAAUCAUCGGGUUUGUCUCACGAGGCCGUAAAAGCCCGUAGGGGAAGCCUCCUACCGUCUUUCUUCGUUCUGUGGAUGCACUGCAGACCUCACGACCGGAGCACCGCCACACAUUCGAAUUUGCUUCACCCCGCCACCACCACCCUCCCGACCGAAUUAAGCGAAAAGUCAAUACAGCAAAACGAGCCCUUUAAUGAUACACUACCGCCCCUUCGGACCCACUUGCGUGAGUGCGGAGCGGUGUUCCUCUCACAAGACUGCGGAGCGCUGUUUUUACACCGGACCGCCACCCACCCAGGAUGUAACCUGCACCCGUCUGUCUGCAGUCGUGUUCGCCCGCCACGUGUCCGUCUCACCAUAUCGUCUAAAUGUGAAGGAGGGGGGACGUUGCUGGAAGGACUUUUUAAAAGCAGAGACACGUAAUCUUUUGUAUUAUCCGUGAGCUAUGUUAAAUGGUACACCGUAAUACCACGCUUAACUGUUGUAGAUAGGGCACUUAAAAAACUAUUUCUUCAGUAAAUCAUGGCUUUUGGCCUGUAAAACGGCAUAGAGAUUUUUGUAGAAAUUUUAAAGACUAACUCCUAGGAGUUGUAUACUCUUUAUGGUGACUUAGUCACUUUUACUAAUCUUCUCUGAGAGAAAUGGUGAUUUUUUUUUUUUCCAAAUGAUUGUAAAUAAGAGAAAUGUUGUAUACUGAUGCUUUUAAAGGAACUGUGUACCUGUGUGUCGGUGAAUGGUUUCUCUUGGUGGGGAGGAUGUGUGGUUCGCCCCGGAAUUUCGCUGUUGUGGAGCUGUCAUCCUUUAUAUACACUGUAGACUAACAAAUACCACGCACACACAUGAACACGUCACACACACACAUAUACCACACAUACCCCCACCCCCCCCACCCAUGUAACGCCGAAACCCAGACAUUACAGACGGUGUAACUACACAACCUUGCAGCGGUUUUGCUCCCUUUUUGUUUUGAUCGUGACGUCCCGUAGUAAUCACGUUAUCUAACACACACUCAUGCACACAAAUUUAAGCAUGCAAACUUGCACAUACGACGAAUACACAUACACACACACACACACACACACACACACUGGCGUACAUAGGCAGUGUUUAGCCACAACCCUCCUGCAGUAACUGUUAUCACCGGCAUGACUGUGUCAAGUUCAGUAUUACAAACAAAUAUAUACACAUGGAGAGCAAACAACACAGAUGUUUUUGUCUUUGGUAUAAUAAAUCUUAAAUUUGUGA